GCUCAAAAAGCGAUAGCGUUUAGUUUGACGUGCCACAAGUUGAAGGGCAAACCAUCGAACGCGACUGCGUGCACGCGGCUCGAACUGGCUGCAACGCUGUUGCUAAUGUUUCGGUCUCACAUUCAACGUACUGUAGGUGCCUCUUCUGUUAAAGGGGGGCCCCGCUUUUCUAGAGGAAUAUGUUUUCGUCUUGCGACGUAAAAGGCGUCUUGCGGGGACGCUGCAACUUCGAAGACAGCUGUAAGUGCGACGGUUAUUUCCAGUCUACUGAUGGUUCUCACCAGCCGGCAGCGCCGUACCAAGCAUUCUGGUGUGCAUACUGCGGGCAUAGCCUGGUUCACCAUGCUCUUAUGGGCAGCACAUACCAUAGCGGUGUGUGCUGCAGGACCCAGCAAGCAGCAGCAGCUUACGGUGCCAACGCCGCAUGCCACCAACGACCUGCGACGACGAGUGACCGAUGAAGAGGCGUGGGCCACCAAGGAUGUUUCGCCCACUUUCUCCACCGAGAUGGGGAGGAGGAUCAUCCGGUAUGCGAUAUUUCAAACGUGCGGACGUCGUCUCCAACCGCAAGUGAUGCAGCCCGUCUCACGGAUGCGCUUGAAGCAGCUCGCCGAUCUAAAGAUCCACAGCCGAGUAACACGCCUUCUGCCAGCGAGCAAGUUGUCGGCCAAGCUGAAACUUCGGACGUCGGCGCAGAUAGAUGUUUCGUUCCUGCCGCACAUGUCUGGUGCAAGCGGCCGACUAUGCACGGCCGAGUCGACAUGGAGAAUGCAUUCUCUGGACCGAACGCGAGACAAUUGCACAGAUGGAGCAGCUAAAAGAAAGUACAUGCGCUGCAGCUCGAAGUAAGCUGUCCAAGGAGUUUGGAAUAAAUGGAGAGUCCAUGUUGACCUCCAUUCCUUUUUUUCUUUUGACAAAAGACAUUUUGUAUGAUCCAAUGCAUGUUUUACUAGAGGGAAUUGUACCGAAAGAAAUAGCACUUUUUUUUAAAACUGCAGUGAAAGAGAAAGCCUGGUUUUCACGCAAAGAAUUCAAUGAUGCCCUAAGCACGUUCAGUUUUCAUCGAGCGGUAAGCAGCAGUGACCGGCCGAGGAAGUUUGAGCGGGAUCUAACUGUUGUUACUUCUGCGAGUGCAUCACUGGUGCUAAUCCUGCACCUUCCCUUGAUUCUGGCAUCUUUUUUGCCCAAAAAUUCAAUGCACGUGCAGCCUUCUCCGGUUAGCUCAGAUUACUCAAAUAAUACUGUCUCCAGUUUUGACAGCAGAGGCUGUUGGCGACUUAGAGGAACUGAUUGCUGACCACCAGGAAAUAUUCUUAAAAUGCUAUGGAGAAGAAGCAAUGUUCCCCAAACUACACAUGCUUCUGCACAUUGUCGAACAAAUUAAAACCCACGGCCCGGCCCGCCAUCACUGGACUAUGCGAUUCGAAGCCAAGAAUGCUCUCCCUAAGUCAAAAAAUUUUUUUUAAUUUCAAGAACUUGCCGUUAUCUGUCAGCGACUCCCUUCAGACAAAUACAUCACAUGCUCUUUGGAAUGACGAUGGUACUCCAAGGACAGGGAAUGCUGCUAAUAAAUUAAGCUUAGUCUGUAGUGCUCCCUAUGUCCUCGAUGAGAAACUUUGUGAAGCUGGACUGCCUCAUUCUGAUCUCGGCAAGGUUGCCCUCUCUGUUGG
Molecule: messenger RNA, 1670 nt
Organism: Dermacentor albipictus
Lineage: Eukaryota; Metazoa; Arthropoda; Arachnida; Ixodida; Ixodidae
Source: RefSeq, a predicted model, not a curated record